CAUUCAUCAAUCACAUCUGGUUUAAAAGGACACUGGAAUGAAGAGAAGCAUCCCGCAUUUUCUUGGAAACCCCAUCUGUUGACCAUGCCGUCCUCCAGAACCACCGUCUCGCUGGCACAGUAUCUGUUCACCCGCAUCAAGGAAGUUGGCAUCCGGUCUGUCCAUGGCGUGCCCGGCGACUACAAUCUGGUUGCGCUCGACUACGUAUCGAAGGCGGGUCUCCGGUGGAUUGGGAAUUGCAACGAGCUCAAUGCUGGAUACGCGGCUGAUGGCUACGCCCGGGUCCAUGGCAUCUCGGCCCUGAUGACUGUCGCUGGGGUCGGGGAGCUGUCAGUCUCCAAUGCCAUCGCUGGAGCGUACGCCGAGUACGUCCCGAUCGUGCACAUUGUGGGACAGCCGAGCUUGGCCUUGCAGAAGCGGAAGAAGCUGCUGCAUCACUCCCUGGGCGACGGGGACUUCGAGAGCAUGGCCCGCAUGUCGCACAGGACGGCCUCGAAGAGCGUCAAGCUCCAAUGCGUCAGCCAGGCACCGGGACUCAUCGACGAAGCGAUCAGCCACUGCUGGAAAUCCAGCCGACCGGUCUCCAUCGUCUUACCCACGGACAUGGUGCAUGCCCCCGUCAUGGCCGAGCCGCUCUCGCGGCCGCUGGACAUGCUGCCCUCGCCCAACGAUUCCGCGACGGAGCGGUGGACGGCCGAUGCAAUCUUGCGCGCUCUUCGGAUCGCCCGGCAGCCCAUCCUUUUGGUCGGGGGGUACAAUGUCCGGUUCACGAAGAGGCAAGAGGUGCAGGAGUUGGCCGAGGCCUUCGGACUGCCGGUCUUCCUGUCUGCCUCGGGCAGGGGUAUUAUUGACGAAGAACAUCCCUGCUUCCAUGGACUGUAUCUCGGGGACUGCUCCGAUCCGUCCACCACCCGGAAAGUACGCUCGUCCGAUUUGAUUAUCUCCGUCGGCAAUAUUCAUUCGGAUUUGAACGUCGCCUCCGUGUCGUGGGAGUUUGAUCCCCUGAAGAUGGUCGAGAUCCGCGAUGGGACGGUGCAAGUCCAGGGCAAGGCUUACCACGGGCUGAACAGUCAGGGGCUUCUGCAGACUCUCAUCCGCCGUGCAGAAGAGUUGAGUCAGUCUGCCCGACGAAGCCCUGUGGCCACUACGACCGGGGCGCUGAACCACGACUGGCUCUGGCCGGCCCUGAGUGAAUGGCUGCAACCGGGGGAUACGGUCAUCGCCGAGACUGGCACCUCCAACUUUGGCAUCUGGUCCACCCGGUUUCCUCGCGAUGUGACCUAUAUCAGCCAGUAUGUCUGGGCGAGUGUGGGCUAUUCCCUGGGCGCCUGCCAGGGGGCUGCAGCGGCCGUCCAGGAUUCAGUCCUGCCUGAUCGACGCACUGUCCUCUUCAUCGGCGAUGGCAGUUUUCAGUUUACGUGUCAGGAGCUGAGCACGAUCGUCAAAAACCAUCUGACCCCGAUCAUAUUUGUGAUCUGCAACAAUGGAUACACGGUGGAGCGGCUGAUCCACGGAUGGCAUGAAUCGUACAACGACAUUCAGGAAUGGAAAUAUCGACAGCUGCUGGAGGUGUUUGGGGCGGAGCAAGGGUCCUAUCAGACAUAUCAGAUCCGCACCAAGGAGGAACUGGCGGCGCUUCUGCAGGAUUCGGCUUUCAAUAAUGGGCGAAUGCUUCGGUUUGUCGAAUUACAUCUGGAUCAGAACGAUGCCCCCUCGGAGCUGAAAACCCUCACCCAGCAACUCGUAACACGAGAUACGCAUCCGCAUCCACCAGAGUCCAGCAGCAAAGGGGAACUAGUGACUGGAGUUGUAGAGGACGAACUACGGAGUAAUGUAUAG
Molecule: messenger RNA, 1839 nt
Organism: Aspergillus fijiensis CBS 313.89
Lineage: Eukaryota; Fungi; Ascomycota; Eurotiomycetes; Eurotiales; Aspergillaceae
Product: alpha-keto acid decarboxylase family protein
Exons: 5
Coding region: 85-1839 (584 amino acids)
Molecular function (GO): carboxy-lyase activity; magnesium ion binding; thiamine pyrophosphate binding
Source: RefSeq, a predicted model, not a curated record